This is a messenger RNA of Hemicordylus capensis (graceful crag lizard), 6767 nucleotides long. RefSeq names its product PHD and ring finger domains 1 (gene PHRF1). The record is from RefSeq and is a predicted model, not a curated record. Lineage: Eukaryota; Metazoa; Chordata; Lepidosauria; Squamata; Cordylidae. The transcript has 19 exons. Bases 795 to 5897 code for a protein of 1700 amino acids.
GGGGUGGGAGUACGUGGAGGCGCCUCCAUAAACGAGUCCGCAUCGGGGACGACUCGCUUCCUUGCAAGAUGGUCCUUUAGAGCCAGCCGCCGCCUAGACCCGAUGCGCUGGCGACGGGCUUGGAGGCUCCAGCUGGCAGUUCCGUCUUGAACUUAGCGUGAAGCGGCGCCCCUGACGAGGAGAAGAGAGAGGGGCCUCCGUGUGUGUUCUUGUGCUUGGUUGCCUGUCGGGCCUCUCGCUUGUGCCGUAUUGUCCAUAUCGUAACUUCUGUCUUGCUUCGUGUUACCCCAGCCCGCUGCUAAAUGGCGCGUCCUAUAAACCCAAACAAGCCGUCCGCUUCCGCGUUGGGUCUUUCUCCUGCCUUCGGAGCUAACAACUGCAUUUUAGCAUCUUCCCCUGAAUUGCAGUUCUCCAUAUCAUGCCUGAGAUCAAAAUGGUGUAUCUGCAAAGCACAGAAAGACAGGAAGUGGCAUGGGUUCCAGUUUUGGGAUUAGAAGAACCCGAUUUUGGUCAGCAACUAGAGAAGAUGUAAAACUGCGUUAAUUCUAUGUGAUGACUGCAAUGUAAAGAAAUCCUUGCACUCAUGGAGUGUAAAGCUCUACCUCCUCUGGUUUGCAACUCCCCUCAGUUUGUAUUUAGCAAAACAUUGCAAGCAAAACCUUGGAUGCCCUGCAGAGCAGAGACAGUUUUGCAGUGAUUGGCUGGACCCUGCCUCCAGGAGAGCCUGUGUCACAGAAAAAGCUAACUCAAGAGGAGGAGGAGUCGGUCUGCCUAGUGGAACUUGUAGACUCAGUAUGCAACCUUCCUUGACUCCUGAAGGAGCCAAUUCCAAAUGCCCCGCAAUGGAUGAUGACAGUCAGGAUGAACUCAUAAACAAGAAUGCUACAUUAGGCAAAGUGAAAAGAACGAAUGCGCUGCUCUUCACUGAUGCAGAAGAAAGCAGUGAUGGAAAUAGUGGGGACUCAGAUGAUACAGGAAGUGAGGAAGAUGAUACUGAUGAAGAUGGAGGUGAAGAGGAUGAAGAAGGUGAAGAUGAAGAUCUAGAAGAUUCUGAUGAAGAAGAGGAGGAGGAAGAGGAUGAAAUGGAAAUUGCUGCUAAGCAACCAACACAUUUGGCGAAGGCAAAGCCACAACUUAAUGGGGGAGUUGCUUCUUCUUCUGAUGAAGAUGCUGAAAAUUGCCCUAUAUGCCUCAAUACAUUCAGGGAUCAGGCAGUUGGAACACCUGAGAACUGUGCCCAUUACUUCUGCCUCGAUUGCAUAGUGGAGUGGUCUAAAAAUGCCAACUCUUGUCCAGUGGAUCGGAUUAUUUUUAAAUCUAUCUGCGUUCGAGUGCGUUUGGGUGGAGAAAUCGUAAAAAAAAUUCCUGUUGAGAAUAAAAAAUCUCUGGAAGAUGAGCUGGAGGAUGAUCCAACCUUCUGUGAAGUGUGUGGUCGAAGCGACAGAGAAGAUCGCCUGUUGUUGUGUGAUGGCUGUGAUGCAGGAUACCAUAUGGAAUGCCUUAAUCCACCUCUAAGUGAGGUGCCUGUGGAUGAAUGGUUCUGCCCACCAUGUGCUCCAGCAAAUGCUGCCCCUGUUGACGCUGAAGCAGAUCAUGUGAGUGAAGAAGAGGUUGCGUCCCUCAUCGCUGAUGUUAUCCCUACCACCAGUAGACUGCGCCCUAGUGUCCGAACUCGAGCUAUCGCCAGAACUCGCCAGAGUGAGCGUGUGCGGGCAACAGUGAACAGAAACCGGAUAACAUCUGCACAGCAAAUUCAGCAUGUACCAAGGUACUUUCUGUCUUCCCUUCUUGAUGAAACAAUUGAGGCAGUUGCAGCAGGCCUGAGCACGGCAGUCUACCAGAGACCAUUGACUCCUCGGGCUACAACUAAGAAGAAACGGAAAAGAGGGAGGAGAAAGAAAAUGGCAGGCAAAAAAUCUUAUGCAAAAUCAUCUGUUGGAAAAAAGAGCACUGGGGUUUGGAUUAAGAGACGCAAGCGUCGAGCAAAGAGGAGGAAAGGGAAAAAAUUGAAAACAGAGGUGACUGCUCGUUCCCGAAUUGCUAAAACUCUUCGUCUUGGAAAGCCUGUGCAUGGCACAUCAAUCCCUUCCAUAUACAAACCAGUAGAACCUUCGCUUGGCCUUAUGAGAGCAGAUAUUGGAGCAGCCUCUCUUUCUGUUUUUGGAGAUCCUUUUGAGCUGGAUCCGUAUAACAGUAAUGAAGAGCUUCCUGUCAAUUCACCUUCACCUCUGAGCACCAAAAGAAGAGCCCUUUCUCAGUCAGCACUUAGAUCCCAUCGCCCUGUUGCUAGGCCGGUUGCUGUGGGGCUUCCUGGGAGGAGUGUGCCUGCCUUGAUACCUGAGACAGAAGCUGAGCCAGCACCGGUGCCAGAUCUGUUGGGGAGCAUCCUGACUGGACAGAGUCUUCUUAUGAUGAGUGGUUCUGAUGUUGUCAUUAAUAGAGAUGGAUCAUUAACAGUAAAGAAAGCAGUCCCAUUGUUGCAUGGCAGCUCAGUAAGCAAUUCAAGAGCAGAGGAAGACUCGGAGGACAGUGCCCAGUCUGGUGCAUCACAUGUGGGGGGCCCAGUUAGUAGCUCUGGAGCUAAAUCUUUGGUUUCUUCACAACUAAAUACAAACCUCAGACCCACAUUGUCAAAUGCUCACUCAUCUUCCCCAUCAUCUCUAAGCAUAGCAAACAAAGCUGUGAGUCCACCACAGACUACAUCUGGAAGGGCACCCAUUAGGUUUGAAUACUCAAUGACUCCAAGGUCUGUUCAGACACAGAAUUUAGCAAAUCUGAAUAGAUGUGGCCCCAAAUUCAAUGAAGGCUCCAGAUUUAAUGGAAGCACUAAGUUGGCUGUGGCCCCUCAUUCUGCAUCUUCUAAGCUGCUGCACAAUAACUCAAGUUCAGUUUCAAAACCUAUACCUGCAAGGCAGCCUGUAAAACCUGUCCCUAAAAGGAUUGAUAUCUCUGAACUUCCCAGAAUACCAAAGAUUAAAAAGGAAGCAAGUAGUGGUCACUUGGGAUCGCAAUCUGCUAGUGACGGAAGUGUUGACUUUCCCAGCUCCUGUAUAACACAGCUGACCGGCAAAGGGAAUACAAGCCAGGCAGUCAGAGGUGGUAAAAUGGAAAGCAGCAAACCAAAUGCCACUCAGCGGCAAGCACAGACGAGUGGAGGCUUUCCUUCAGCAAAUGCUGUUGCUCAUGGCAGUUCUGUGCUUCAUCCAUCAAAGGGGAAAGUUGGAAGCUCUUCCUUUGAGAGCUUUAAAAUCAAUAUCCCUGGAAAUGUUGGACAUUCCAGCAGACUGUCUAACCCUGGAUUUUGCAAUACCUUCCGACCUGUUGACAAUAAACUGCAACAGAAGGAGAAUCCUUCCCCUCUCUUCUCAUUGAAAAAAAAACCGAUCAAAAGUGAAAUAUAUGAUCCUUUUGAUCCAACAGGCUCAGAUUCAAGCUCAACAAAUAGCAGUCCUGAAAGACUGCCCCUCACUAAUAUCACCAGAACAAUAUCCAUAACAAGUCCAAAAGUUCAGACGUUCCAAACAGUGCGCCGCAUUACCCCUUACACACUAGAAAAUAUCUUUGGAUCCGGAGCAGAGUCAUCUGAUGUGCUGUCAAGUAACACAGAGUCUCAUGAUGAUGUGGUGAUUAAGGAGAGGCUUGUGGAACAAAUUUCUGAUGAAGAACAAGACAAAGUUGAUGAGGAGGAACUGUCUAGUACACCCUCUACUUCAUCUGCCGUCAAGCAAGUUAUUGAAGCAGAGCACUUCAGUGAAGAUGAUAAGGAUAGUUCUAGGAUAGUUUUUGAAGAUGACCAAGGUAAACCUAGAGUGAAAAUGGAACUGGACAGCCCAAUAAGAUACAAUGAGCACCAACACACAUUUAAAAAUGAGCUAGCAGAGAAGCGAUCUUUUUCUCGUUCCCCAUCAAAUUCCAGUUCUCUGAGACAGAAUAAAAUAAAAACAGAAAAGGCAACUGUGAAAGAAUACAAAUACAUUCGCUCAAGAUCUAGAUCGUGUUCAAGAGACCGAAGCUCUAGAUCCACUUCCUGCUCAGUUGAAGAAAACUAUAACAAAAGUCACAGGAUUAAAUCAAAAGUCAGGCAGUCAUCAAGCGAUCGCUCCAGUAGUCACGAACAAUUGAAAAAAAAGAAAUCAAAAGAUAAAUCUAAAGACAAAAAAGCAAAAAGCUCCUGGCCAAAAGAACACAAGAAAUCUAGAUCACAAUCUGGUAGUCCAGACAACUCUUCUUCUGAGUUCUAUGGAAGCAGGAAAAAGAAAAAGCACUCUACCUCUAGAGCAAGGGGACGAGAAUGUUCCCGAUCAAAUAGCACUGAGAGAACUAAAAAGAAGAAGCGCAGAAGAGAGAGGAGCUUUGACAAAUAUGAGAAGGAGAGGACCUUGAGAUCUCAAGGAAGAAAAAGAUCAAGGUCUAGGUCUCGAGAGAGGCGAAAAAGGAGAUCCAAGUCCCCUUCUGUGUCAGGAUUUUGGGAGCCCAAGGGAACUAAAUCUAGAGAAAAACAGCAGCGAUCCAGAUCACAUUCUAAAGAAAGGAAAUGGAAGCCAAAGGAGAAGUUGGCACUUCAAGAGAAGGACCAGAAAUCUUCAGAUGACAACCUAGACAACUGUCUUCAACAUGCUGCCCCUUGGACACAAGAGCUGAAAGAUACAGUGGAAGAAUCAUUGAACAUCCAUUUGGACCCGAUUCCUGUACAGGAGAUUCCUCCAAAGGGUAACAUAAUUGAAGUUAGUUUGGAGGAGCCUGUAGCAGUGGAGGAAAUCUGUGAGAAGUUUAAAAAUGAAGCAGUUCCUUCCCAGCCAGGGAGCUCAAGUUCUGAGGUGUUACUUGACAACAUAGAUUUUUCUGUCGAUAAAGAACUGAGAUUGGGCAGUGAUUCACUGGGGCUUGGAGAUCAAAAUAGAGUGAAAGAGGAAGAAACUGCACCUAAAGAAGAAGAUAGUGAAGUGUGCUCAUUUUUAACAGAGUCUCCUCUAGAGGAGGAGGAACUUGUACAGGAUCAUGCUGAGGCAACAACAACACAAGCUUCAUAUGAAAUUGAAACACCAACAGAGGCUAAAGAUGCGGGAUUUGCGUUAGAUGAUGUAGCAGAUGGAAAUCAACCAGAACAGGAGGCCAUAGCCCAAGGUCCUGUCUUGAAAUCGAAAGCACUAGUGAAAAGGGUUACGUGGAAUCUACAAGAGGAAGAAAGUGAUACAGCAACUGUAGACAAAAUGCCAAGAGUGCCAUUCUGCAAACAGCAGAGAACAAAAGAAGGGGUCUGGAAAGCAGAGGAUUUGACCCAAACAUUAAAUCAGGUGCAGUUAACUGAGCCUCCUCCAACCAAUUAUAUGAUUCCUGAGCCUAUGUUUCCUGAUCUAGAUUCCUCUCAGGUUUACAACCAAAACCUGCCUUUGACCGCACCUCUCCCCUCAAGUCUGCCACCCUACGCACCUGUCAGUCAGCCCACUGUGCAGUUCAUCAUGCAAGGGAGUCUUCCUCUGCUCAGCUGUGUAGCUGGGCAGGGGCUGACGCCAGAGCCUGGCAAUAUGGCUACGGCCUCAGAGCCAGGAAUCCAGGCAGCUUCCACAGGAGAUACGGAGGAGAAGGUCAAAGCACCCAAAUCCCCAAUAGAAAAAACAAAAAAUGAAGAGUACAUGAAGAAACUUCACAUGCAGGAGAGGGCUGUGGAAGAAGUGAAACUUGCAAUUAAGCCUUUUUAUCAGAAGAGGGAGAUCACCAAGGAGGAAUACAAGGCUAUUCUUCGGAAGGCAGUGCAAAAGAUCUGUCACAGCAAAAGUGGUGAAAUCAACCCUGUGAAAGUGGCUAAUCUUGUGAAGGCUUAUGUUGAGAAGUACAAACACAUGAGGAAACAUAAGAAGGCCGACGCAGAAGAAGAACCUAAUGAAAUGGGGAACUGAUUAAAAUUGGGAACUAAAAACCCCUGGUGAAAUGGAAUGGAGGCUCUUCUAGCCAAGGAAUUUUUCUUCUUCAAGAGGGCAAUGGGGAUAUGCAAUUGCAUGUUGCAACAGCCCCACCCCCCCUCAGAAACUGGAUCCUUCUUGGAGGAUGACACAUUUUCAUAUAGGAGUAGAAUCUCCUCUUGGAUUUGUCUGCAGUUCAAGAACCAAAUAUGUCAGCAUAUCCCCUUAUCUUGUGGAGUAACUCUGGACAAAAAAAACUGUGUGUGUUUUGUAGUGGUAGGGGAUUCCCUAUCAACUUUCAUGGUUUCCUUUGAUCAUAUUUUUCAGUCCGUACAUCUGUCCACAAUUUAAAGCAGGCAUUUUUAUAUGUGGUAUACUGCAAUGUAUACUGUUCCCAUUGUGUUCUUAUUUAUCAGAAAUAUAGAUUCUUUAGCUAUUUCUCAGAAAUGAGUUUAAUAUUUGAACCGUGGUAUUUUUAGCCUGUUCGAUGAGAGAAACUUUGAUUUGCUCUUUCUUCUGGGAGUUGCAGAUGUGUGCUGAAGAUAUGCACUAACCUUUAUAAAUUCUCUACUGAAAAUACCGCUUCAGAGGUGGCACUUAUUUACAUUUUGUUAAACUAUCUCUACGAGGAACUCCAUUUGGGACAUGGGGGAGUAUUGUGUUGACAAGGGACCGAACUGUGUUGUGCUUCCUGUGAAUAAUGUGCUGAAGGUUGGUUUUGCAUUUGUUUUGCAUUCAACAACGCUGCCUUUCACUGAGGGGAAAAGAGAGCAACAUCUGCAGACGUUCAGUAGUAAAUCUGAGGAAUACGAUAGAAGGAUGUACAAAGCAGAAAUGUGACAGUUUAUAAAGUUAUUUUGAAUUGUU